AUGAAAAACAAAUAACAUCAGGAAGGUAAAUUGAAGAAUCACCCAUUUCGACAUUUGAUAUACGGUCCAACCAUUGGUGAGAAUUCGUUUAAUAAAUUUUUAUAACUCACUUAAAGAGGUUUAGUAUAUGCUAAGAAAUGCCUAAAGGGUCCUUCUGAUAAAUUUAUCAAGUCAAAGAUGGUUUAAUUGCCAGAAUGUGUGAUUGUGAAGCCAAAAACCCUAUUGUUGGAUUUGGAUGAAACCUUGAUCCACAGUUGUUCUCUAAGAGAAAAUCCACAAGUCACAGUCACCGCAUUUGGAGAUUAUGGCGAAGAAGCCAAAAUCCACUUCAAUAUUAGACCAUUUUGUGCGUGGUUCUUGCAAUAAAUGAGUCAAUUGUACACAAUUUAUGUCUUUACUGCCUCUUCAUCUGCCUAUGCUAAUGCUAUAGUGAAUUAUUUGGAUCCAAAGAGACAAUGGAUUUUGGGAAUUCUAUCUCGUGGGAACUGCAUGGAGACGAAGAAUGGUUUCUUUAUUAAGGAUUUGAGAAUUGUUGGGAACAAAUAAUUGAAGGACAUGGUGAUUGUUGACAAUUUGGCUCAUUCUUUUGGAUUCCAAAUUGAAAAUGGUAUUCCCAUCUUAGAAUGGCAUAACGAUUAGAAUGAUUAAGAACUUAAAUACUUGGCGACUUAUUUGAUGGAAGCAGCUGAUUAGGAAGACAUCAGAGUAUUUAAUACAUAGAGAUUAAAAUUGGAUCAACUUAUAGAAUAUAGUUUAGAAUGA
Molecule: messenger RNA, 762 nt
Organism: Paramecium tetraurelia
Lineage: Eukaryota; Ciliophora; Oligohymenophorea; Peniculida; Parameciidae
Exons: 2
Molecular function (GO): phosphoprotein phosphatase activity
Source: RefSeq, a predicted model, not a curated record